AUGGUCCGAGUCCCUCGGUGGCCGGCGUGGCGCCGGGCGGCGGCCGCAUCGCUGCUGUUCACCACCAGCCCGCUGGUCGCGGCGUACGACCUCGAUCCCAACUCGACCGAAUCCGUCACCACAAUUGCCAAGCAAAUGGCCGAUGACAUGCUUUCUUGGUACAACGGCGACAAGCCCGGCGGCACGCCUGGUCUACUACCAGACCCAUACUACUGGUGGGAGGCCGGCGCCAUGAUGGGCGCUUUAAUCGACUACUGGUAUUACACCAAGGACGAUUCAUACAACAAUCUCAUCACUCAAGCCCUCCUCUUCCAAGUGGGCGACACCAACGACUACAUGCCGCGAAACCAGACCCUCACUGAAGGCAACGACGACCAGGGCUUCUGGGGCCUCUCGGUCAUGUCGGCGGCCGAGUACAAUUUCCCGAACCCUCCUGCUGACAAGCCACAAUGGCUCGGGCUGGCGCAAGCCGUCUUCAACACGCAAGCCGCACGAUGGGACACGGAGCACUGCAACGGCGGUCUGAGGUGGCAGAUCUUCAGUUGGAACAACGGCUACGACUACAAAAACUCCAUCUCGCAGGCGUGCUUCUUCGCCCUCGGCGCGCGUCUUGCCCUGUACACGGGCAAUCAGUCAUACGCCGACUGGGCAGUCAAGACAUGGGACUGGAUGGUGGGCGUCGACUUCAUCGACAAGUACUGGCGUGUCCUCGACGGGGCACAUACGGGACCCAAUUGCACAGACAUCGUCCCGUAUCAGUUCUCCUACAACGCCGGCGGCUUUAUCCUCGGCGCCGCCGCCAUGUACAACUAUACCGAGGAUUCUAUGUGGAAAGACCGCCUGGACAAUCUGGUCGAGGGCGCCAAGGUGUUCUUCACUGGGCCAAACAAGGAUAUCAUGACAGAGGUUGCAUGUGAGUCGGUCAAUCGCUGCAACCUCGACCAGCAAUCUUUCAAGGCGUACCUCAGCCGCUGGCUGGCUGCCAUCACGAAAUGGGCGCCUCACACGUACGAUGUCGUCAUACCGUACUUGCGGGCGUCGGCGGUAGCCGCCGCGAAGCAAUGUACGGGUGGGAAGAACGGACGCCUAUGCGGGCUGAAAUGGACCACCGACGAGUUCGACGGCAACACAGGAGUUGGACAGCAAAUGGCUGCAAUGGAAGUGACGCUCUCGUGCAUCAUCAAAGAUCGCGGGGCGCCUGUGACACACGACAGGGGCGGGACGAGCAAGGGGGACCCCGGCAGCGGUGGCGACGACGUGGGACGUAACAGCCCCAAGGGUCCCAACUUCAAACCCAUCACCGCUGGCGAUACCGCUGGCGCCGCCAUUCUCACGGUGGUCGUCCUCCUUGCUAUGAUGGCGGGUAUGUUCUGGAUAUUCCUGGACGAAACAUCAGACCAAACGCCAAUGCAGCAAGUCAGGGGCUUUCACGACCUCACAACGGCACAGAUUGCUGCUCUCGCUGCCGGCGGAGGUGGUGCCGCGGCCUUCUGGAAGCGGAGAGGUGAAGACUUUGACGAAAAGACUGGCGCCGCAGUUGGCUCUAUUAGCGAGCGGAGCUCUCGGUCGAGUGCGGAAAACAACAUGAUGAUUGAAGCAGCCCCAAUCAGAAUCGGUGAGGUUCGCAACCAGGGCACCGGCAACCCGCGACGCCUAUCCAACAUGCCUCUGGGGUGGCCAGGUAACCCUUCCCUGCGUUCCAGCUCGACGUUUGAGCCGGGAUAUGCCCGACCAGUGUCGAUGGGCGAACUGGAGGGCUCGACACCAUCGAAUGGCACCGGCUCGUCAGAGUCGAUACCGAAACAGCCGCGAGCUACUGUAAGACGAAGGUAG
Purpureocillium lilacinum is the source of this 1833-nucleotide messenger RNA. Its product is annotated as hydrolase 76 protein. Gene Ontology annotation, molecular function: mannan endo-1,6-alpha-mannosidase activity. NCBI's taxonomy places the organism in Eukaryota, Fungi, Ascomycota, Sordariomycetes, Hypocreales, Ophiocordycipitaceae. Gene Ontology annotation, biological process: carbohydrate catabolic process; fungal-type cell wall biogenesis. The record is from RefSeq and is a predicted model, not a curated record.